AUGUUGAACGGAACGACGGAAAGGGGCGGCUUGUCCUUACAAUCGUCACCAGUGAAGGUGUCGACGUCCCCAGUUCGAGCCACUUCGAGCCCGGUUCGGGCGCCCCCAUCCCCGCUUAAGUCUUCUCUCGCUAGUGGGAGGAGAUCUCCAAGAAGGUGUCAGUUUGCGGCUCCUGUUGAAGAUGCGAGGGAUAAAUGUGGAGCUUCAUGGUUAUGUCGAAGAGGGGCCGGGAUUGGCGAGGAGUCGGACCCUGAAAGGUCGCCAGGACCAAGUGCUCCUGUGCUGCAGGCUUGUGACGAGUCCGUACCGCCACCGAAGAACUGCUACAGACUAGUUAUGUUAGGCUCAGCUCGUGUGGGCAAGACGUCGCUGGUAUCCAGGUUUCUGGGCACGAAGUUUGAAGACAGUUACACCCCAACCAUUGAAGACUUCCACCGUAAACUAUACCGCAUCAGGGGCGAGGUGUAUCAACUAGACCUUCUGGAUACAUCUGGAAACCAUCCGUUUCCAGCUAUGAGGAGACUGUCUUUUCUUACUGGUGACCUCUUCGUGUUGGUAUUUGCGAUGGACAGUCGCGAGUCCUUUGAAGAAGUGAUACGGCUUCGGGAGCAGAUCCUGGAGACGAAGGCUAGUGCUAGCAGUGGGAGUAGCAGAGGUCGUCGCCAGGCACCCAGAGUUCCCAUGGCCAUUGCUGGAAAUAAAUGCGACAGGGAUCUUAAGACUGUCCAACCCGAAGAAGCCGUAGCCUACUGCAACACCCAAGAUUCAUCCUGCGUCUUCGUUGAAACAUCAGCGAAAAAGAACUUCCACGUCGACGAUCUCUUCUAUGAACUCUUCGUGGUCGCGAACCUACCUUUAGAAAUGGCCCCGAAUCACCAUAAAAGGGUUAGUACUGCAUUCGGCAGCCCUUGCACUUUACCCCCAACCAGUAGCCAAAGUAAUAGGAGUAAGAAAUGUACCCUUUCCAUCAAGAGAAGAUUAUCAGACGCUUGUGGAGUAGUAGCUCCAAAUGUUAGAAGGCCCAGCAUCAGAACUGACCUAAUGAUAAUGAGAACAAAGACUUGUGCCAAAGGAGACACGGACAGUACGAGCGGAAGCCCGAAGAUAACCUUGAACCGGCUUGUGAGGUCUUCGGGACAGAGUGAAAAGCGUUCAUGUGUUAUACAGUGAUAUUUAAUGUUAGGAGACUUGGUCUGAUGAAAGAUGAUCGUUUCGAUAGGUGCUAUAAUAGGACAUGGAUGAAUUUGUAUGCUGCAAAAGUUUUGGAAACUUCGAAAUGCCUCCGAGGGUCCUUUUAGAGGCGUAUAUUGAGAUUGGUACAUCAAAAUUCAAGAUAUGUGCAUUUAAAAUGGUGGUCUACCAAAUUACGUUCUAUGAUGCAAAGAUUCAAUUUUAAGUUUUAUGUUCGACAGAAGUCAAUUCUGUUGA
Spodoptera litura is the source of this 1428-nucleotide messenger RNA. Its product is annotated as GTP-binding protein Rhes. The record is from RefSeq and is a predicted model, not a curated record. NCBI's taxonomy places the organism in Eukaryota, Metazoa, Arthropoda, Insecta, Lepidoptera, Noctuidae. Gene Ontology annotation, biological process: signal transduction. Gene Ontology annotation, molecular function: GTPase activity; GTP binding; G-protein beta-subunit binding.